AGUGAACAUCUCCAAGGAGAAACCUAAACUUUCAAAAUGUGUGACGAGGACAUAGCUGCUUUGGUUAUCGACAAUGGCUCCGGUAUGUGCAAGGCUGGGUUCGCCGGAGAUGAUGCCCCACGAGCUGUCUUCCCAUCCAUUGUCGGACGUCCAAGACAUCAGGGUGUCAUGGUUGGUAUGGGCAAUAAGGACAGCUACGUCGGAGAUGAGGCCCAGAGCAAGAGAGGUAUCCUCACCCUGAAGUACCCCAUCGAGCACGGUAUCGUCACAAACUGGGACGAUAUGGAGAAGAUCUGGCAUCACACCUUCUACAAUGAACUCCGUGUUGCCCCAGAGGAGCACCCAGUCCUGUUGACUGAGGCCCCAUUGAACCCCAAGGCCAACAGGGAGAAGAUGACGCAGAUCAUGUUCGAGACCUUCAACAGCCCAGCCAUGUACGUCGGUAUCCAGGCUGUGCUCUCUCUGUACGCUUCCGGUCGUACCACCGGUAUCGUCCUCGAUUCUGGCGAUGGCGUCACCCAUACUGUUCCAAUCUACGAAGGUUACGCCCUUCCCCACGCAAUCCUUCGUCUCGACUUGGCUGGUCGUGACCUUACCGACUACCUCAUGAAGAUCCUCACCGAGCGCGGUUACUCAUUCACCACAACCGCCGAGAGGGAAAUUGUCCGCGACAUCAAGGAGAAACUCGCGUACGUCGCCCUUGACUUCGAACAGGAGAUGGCCACCGCUGCUUCAUCGAGCUCCCUGGAGAAGAGCUACGAACUUCCCGACGGACAGGUCAUCACCAUUGGAAAUGAGCGAUUCAGGUGCCCAGAAACCCUCUUCCAGCCCGCCUUCAUUGGAAACGAGUCAGUCGGAAUCCAUGAGACGACAUACAACAGCAUCAUGAAGUGCGAUGUUGAUAUCAGGAAGGACUUGUACGCUAACACCGUAUUGUCUGGUGGUACCACCAUGUACCCAGGUAUUGCCGACCGUAUGCAGAAAGAGAUUGUCGCCUUGGCCCCACCUACGAUGAAGAUCAAGAUCAUUGCUCCACCAGAGAGGAAAUACUCCGUAUGGAUCGGUGGCUCCAUCCUUGCCUCUCUCUCCACCUUCCAACAGAUGUGGAUCAGCAAGCAGGAAUAUGAUGAAUCCGGCCCAUCCAUCGUCCACAGAAAAUGUUUCUAAGUGCACUGAACUUUCAUUCUUACAGCCUUUCCGUCACCUCUGAAUGACAUAUCGAAAUCCAUUUUCUCGGACUUCGCAAGACUUGGCAAAACUCGAUUUUGACACACAGUUGUGGGUUGGCGUCUAAAAGGCGGCCACGAGUUAAUAUUUCAUGUGCCUCACUUUACGUUACCGGAUUCCUUAAACUGAGCUUUGACCGUGAUGAACGCGAAUGCCAGAAAAAGGGUUCCUCUAUUGCACCUGCACAUUUCACAUUUGCACUGCAUUCCUUUAACGCACAUCCACCCCUCAACCAAUUCGCACACGCUUAAAUCACUGUUCACCUUUAUUUCACUUCAUAAUGGCAAUAAUUUGAUCUAGUUGCCAAUGUUACUGUUAUGUUUGAAGGC
Messenger RNA from Lineus longissimus, 1556 nucleotides. Its product is annotated as actin, non-muscle 6.2-like. Lineage: Eukaryota; Metazoa; Nemertea; Pilidiophora; Heteronemertea; Lineidae. The record is from RefSeq and is a predicted model, not a curated record. The transcript is spliced from 2 exons. The coding region runs from base 37 to 1167 and encodes 376 amino acids.